UCUGGCCUGUUCUUUUGCUGCAGCCGUGAGAGACGAAGCAUGCAGCGCUACACAGAGCUACAGUGAGAGAGCGCUUCCGUCAGCCUCACUUGGUCCUCAGUCUGAAGGCGAGGGUACUACACACUUUUAUUGGCAAUUUCUGUAAGAGAACCAUUGCUCAAAGAGACACCUGAGGCACCUGAUCAUAUGACGAGCUCAAUUUGACCCAACUAUCAGUUGUAUUUUGCUUGAGAUUUCCACUGCGCCAGCGGGAUUCGAAGCAUGACCGCAGAGACCCUUGUGUCCUGUGUGCUGGUUACUGUGUUGGGUUUGAUGCUGGUGAAGUCAGCUCACAGUCAGCAUAUGUCGGAGGAGCCCUGCUCUGUGCAAAUCCUCGUUCCUGGACUCAAAGGGGAGCCAGGAGAAAAGGGAGAGAAAGGGGCACCUGGGAGACCUGGGAGAGUGGGACCACCUGGGGAAGCAGGUCCUCCUGGACUCAAAGGACAGAAAGGUAUUAUUGGACGUUAUGGAAAAAUGGGCCCAUCUGGAUUAAAAGGUUUAAAAGGUGAUAUGGGAGAUUCAGGACCAAAGGGCUCAAAUGGAGACCCAGGCAUUCCCUGCGAGUGUGCACCCUUAAGGAAGAUGAUUGGUGAAAUGGAUAACCACGUUGCACAGUUAACAAAUGAGCUGAAGUUUAUUAAAAAUGCACUGCCCUCCCCCGCAGCUGUCGCUGGCGUGAAAGAGACAGACAGCAAGGUGUAUCUGCUGGUGAAGGAGGAGAAGCGGUACAGAGACGCUGAGCUGUACUGCCAGGGCAGGGGCGGGCACCUGGCCAUGCCCAAAGAUGUCGCUGCCAACAGGGCCAUCGCCGGCUACAUCACGGAGGCCGGCCUCAGCAGAGUGUACAUCGGGAUUAAUGACCUGGAGCGCGAGGGUCACUUUGUGUACGUGGAGCGCUCGCCUAUGAGCACCUUCAGCAAGUGGAGGGAAGGAGAGCCCAAUAACGCCUACGCGGAUGAAGACUGCGUGGAGCUGGUGUCGUCGGGGGAGUGGGUGGACGUGGCCUGCUCCCUCACCAUGUACUUUGUGUGCGAGUUUGACAAAGUAUCAAUUUAAGUGUAUCAGAGCCACUUUUGCAGUGGGACAACAAUGAAAGAUUAUGUAGAAGGGAUUUUUUGCAGACUUUAAGAGGCAUAUAUUGAUGGGAAACACAAAGAAAUGUUGUAUUUCAUAUGGAAUGACAAUUGAAGGCAUUUCUUUUCAUGCAAUAUAUCUAUAAUGUUUUUUUUUUU
Astyanax mexicanus (Mexican tetra) is the source of this 1271-nucleotide messenger RNA. It is a transcript of the gene colec11, whose product is annotated as collectin sub-family member 11. Bases 262 to 1095 code for a protein of 277 amino acids. The record is from RefSeq and is a predicted model, not a curated record. NCBI's taxonomy places the organism in Eukaryota, Metazoa, Chordata, Actinopteri, Characiformes, Acestrorhamphidae. The transcript is spliced from 8 exons.